Molecule: messenger RNA, 8244 nt
Organism: Pseudophryne corroboree (corroboree frog)
Lineage: Eukaryota; Metazoa; Chordata; Amphibia; Anura; Myobatrachidae
Product: interferon-induced very large GTPase 1-like
Exons: 3
Coding region: 158-7423 (2421 amino acids)
Molecular function (GO): GTP binding
Source: RefSeq, a predicted model, not a curated record
CUGCCCAGGGGUAGACAUUCUGUAUUCUGUCUGGGACUUGUGUGACAUAAAGGGGAAUGCCCUGGAGAGAGAAGAUGUCCAGGCCAGUCUGAUAAAGAUUGGACUCCCGGAGGGACGGCCGUUUUGUGCUGUGGCCGCUGGUACCAGGAAUCCAGUCAUGGCUGAGGAGCCACAGGGGGCGGGAAGACCUGAUGAGUCUCCAGAAACUGCUGCAUCAAACGACCUCUCCCAAAAGCUUAAAGAAGGAGGUCUCAAUCCAAAGAAAUGGAUGAAGGUCUUCAGCAGCAUUGGAGUGAAAAGUGCUCACAGCUUGCAGUGCAUGGGAGCCAAGGAUUACACGAUUAUUAAAAAACAUGCAGAAUGGCCUUGGGAAGAGCAAGCGCUCAGAAACCUGAUCAAUGUACCAGAUCCCCAGGAUUCCCUGAAUAAAACAAAGGAAGAACAAACCAAACAAAAAUCAGAAAACCAAGCAAAAGCCAAUAAAGGUUUGGAAGAAACGAAAAAAGUGGUGAUGGAGACCAAAAUCCGCCUUGAUAAGAAAGAAGAGUCCCAAGCAGAAACCCUACAGAAAUCCAAGAGUCUGUGCGUUGGAUCAUCCAAUCCUGUGGAGCCUCUGGAGGGACAGAUUGAAAAAUUGCACGGGGCGCUGAGUGUGAAGGACAAGGCACAUUCCAGUAUUGCUAACUUAUCAGAUGAAGACAUUCUGCUUAAUGCAUCAGGAGGUCUUGCCUUGGAAGGAAUAUACUUGACGAAGAAUCAAGAAGAUAUUCUAGAGAAACGUGAGCAGCUUCUUGCUGUACCAAAGGGCAUCUCACUCACCAACUCUCGGCAGAGCCCUGUGCUUGACCACAAAGAAUUCUCAUCUUCUGUAGCAGAGUCAGUAUUUCAUAAGUCGAUGGAGAAGUUGGGUUUUAGCAUUGCCACUGCAGCUAAAGUUGGUUUUGGAGGUUUUCAGGCUGAUGGCAGUUUUGGCUACAGCACCACCAGCAUCUCAAAACAAAAGCAAGAGUCCCAUACUGAGCGCACCUAUAUUUCUACUACCAAGUAUAAUUACAUUCCACUUGCCUCCUGCUACAUUACAAAAGAACAGCUCUAUCUUUCCUCCGCAGCUCUUAAUGAGCUGAAGACCAUUGAGGUCCUGGAAGAACACUGUAAUAUGGCAGAAAAGCCCAACUUUUUACGGGAGCGAUAUGAAAAUUUCUUCCAUCGAUUUGGCUCACAUGCCAAUCAAGGACCACUUCAAUUUGGUGGUAUAUUCUGGUGGACAGUUACUUCCCAGGGAUUUAAACAAGAGUUAAUCGAGGAAAUUAAAAAUGAGAACAAAAAAGCAUUGAGUGCUGCCGUGAAUUUAAGUUACUCUGGUCUUUGGUCUGCCUCAGGUAGUAUAGAUGUUGCAAAAACAGAGGCAAAAGAAUCGUCUAAUAAAGUAGAGAAGAUAAUAUUUGAGAAAGAUAUUCAACUCUUUGUGACAAAAACUGGAGGGCCGUUGACUGUGGAUUCCCUCACAGAAUGGCAAUUAGGACUUAAUGCCAGCAAUAAGACCUGGAGUGUUAUUGAUCGAGGCUCUUCCCUUACUCCUGUGUGGGAAAUAAUACUGUUUGGCCACAAGGAGAAUUUUAAAAAUGUUUACCAGGUAGCACAAAAUCUAAAAGAUAUUUACGGGGCCAUCACUAGUCAACAACUUAGCUUGACAAUUGGCGAAAAUGUCUCAACUGCCAUUUAUGAAGCAAAUGUAUUUCUUUCUGGAUUAAAAUCUUGGGAGGCAGCCUCUGCACAAGAAAAACUAAACAGAUUAAUUGAGUUUAGACAAUAUCUGAAUGAAAAGACUGGAAACUUCAAUGUUUGGUUAAAUGUUUGUCUUCCUCAUAAGGAACUACAAGGUUUCUUAGAAAACGUUAUGGAAUUUUACAAACAAACCUCCAAAUCAGAUGAAUCUCUCAUUUGUGGCCAAUUAAAACUUCUUCUUCAAGAUUUCACAUACUCAAGUGAAAAUAUAGAUUCAUAUUUCCCUAUAUAUAAGUGGAUAUAUCCAUCUAAGAAAGAGCAGGAAACUAAUAUCUCUAAUUUUUCAUCCUUCAUUAAUUUUCUGUCCCAGGCACAACGUGAUCUUCUGCAGCUUUGUCCAUCUGUUGACUCUGAGGAAGAAGCUCUAAAAGCACAAGUCAAAUUCACUGUCAUCAUUCAUUCUUAUGUUAAUUCUUUUUUGAAAACUUUGAGAUACAUGGAACAAACAGAGGAAGAACUUCUGGUGCUUUGUGCUGCAAGCAGUGUGGGUUACUCUGUGCAGGACAACUAUUUCCGCUAUUGUCUCGGUUGGGAAGAGGUCAACUUCAUGGUGGAAGAAAUUAAAUCUUUAUUUAAGGAGUAUAAGAAUCUCAGAGAUCUUCAAGUGUAUAAAGCCCAAUCUUUUAUAUUCGCAGCAGGAUUGUCAUCAGGUGACAAGAAGAGGCCACAGUCCACUGAACAGAAAAAGGAACUUCUACAGCUCAUGUUAGAGAAGAUGAAAAGUUCUCUUGAAGUGGAGAUUCAGCAUAUUUUAAAAAAUUACAGUGGAUUUAGUGAUUUACAGUCUUUACUUGAGGAUUUAAACGGUUUAAUAUCGGGAAAUUAUAAAACCAACAUCAAAGUCAAUUCAGAAAACUUGGCAAAAGAAAUAAAAAAUGUGUGUGAACGAACCAACCAACCACCAACAACCGAGCCUCAAGCCCGGGUGCCCAUCGCUAGAGAAAGUGAUACGAGUUUGAACCAAGAUGUCAUCAACCUGAUGGUGAGACUAGGAUUAGAUCAGUACUUCCCUAAAGGUUUGAACAGGAGACACUUUCAUGUGGUCCACACGUCCUUACUGAAUCAAACAGAAAAAGAGAGUGAUCUCCCUCUGCAGUUUAUGCAAAUGCUGAUGAGAUUAGACUAUCGUUUCAGAUACUUAGUUUGCAAGGACAAUAGUAAAAACAGCCUCUCUGGAGAUCUAUGUAAACCAGAGAAUGAAACCAGCACCUUUGAAACAUUAGAGGAUCUGCUCAAUUAUUGCUCUGAAACAGAGAGUAACACAGUUCCAACAUCGAAGGAGACUAUUCACCCUGUGGAUCUCUUGAUGGCCAUCUAUCACUGUUCAGAUGAUUUCAUGAGACAAUACACUUUUACUAAGCUGUCCACGUGCCAGUUUGCACUGCCGUUUAUAGUACCAAGGCCUUAUGACACAGUAAUAGAACUACCACUGUGGGCAUUUAGACAGGUCCAAAAAAGUAUUUUAGACACUGAAACAAAAAAACAUGAAGAAAAGCUCAUCAGUCAAACUGAUGUUCCAAUGGUCUGCUUCACCAGAUUGGGAACAUCUCCAUUCUCAAAAUCACAAAUUCUGAACAACUUGUUGACUAAGCACAGACAUGACAUCUUCUUCCAUAGGAACUGUGAAGGAAGCAUAAAGACUCGUAUAUUGAUGGAUGGUAUGGCCGAAAUCUUCUGGUUUUGCCCUGGUGGAAAGGAUACUGACCAAUUUGAAAAGUGUACCGCUUUUGUCAACCUUCGGGGGGACGUCCGGGAACAUAAGAGGCAAGCUGCCUUCUUACAAAACAUUUCUUCAGUUAACGUAAUGCUCUUCUCUCAGUCAGAAAUGAAUGACUUUAAAAAUGUGAUGUCCACAAAUCAAUUAAAAGAAAAACCAUUAAUAAUACUUCUGGCAGACAAAGAAAUACCUGUACAUGUACACAAGGAAAGCAAGCAGGUGAUAAUUGGUCUCAAAAAUCAGAAUGAAGCAAAAGUUUUGGAGGAACUAACCAAAUCUCUCAGACGCCUGUUGGCCUCCUCUGCCAAGUCAUGCAGUCUUGAAGCCUGUGCCAUAACAGGACGACAAUGUGAGUUCCUGGUGGAUGAAGAUAGUGAGGAAUGUGUAGAAGGCAAGCAUCAUGCUCAGACAAUGUUGUCCCUUUUAAAACAAAAUGAUCUAAUGAAAUCCAAGGAGGAGCUCUUGCCCCUUUCAGGACACCUUUGGCACUCAUGGUGCAAAAUAGACAAAGAGCUGACACGUCUUCAGAACAAGAUGAAUCAAAGCAUUGAGCAACACUGUAGUAAGAUCGAGGCAGAGAAAACGUUAAUAAGGGAGACACAGUUAGAAAAGGCAAGCCAAAAUCAGUUCAUAAAGAAUUUCAUCAUUAAGCUGAAAUCCCUUUCCAAGACUUCAAAACUGUUCUUUUUACAGUGGUUUAAAAUAUUAAUCGAUAACCUAUCCUGUGACCGUGUGUUGAAGCUACGAGAGGAGUACAAUAGUUUAUGGACCCAACUUCAAUCAGAGCAACUGGAAGACAAGGAACUAGCGAAAACUUUACCAGAUAAACUUGAGAACCUCUCAGUACAGAUGAAUGCUUAUAUGUUUGGUCUCGAGCAUGUACUGAGAGAAGUUGGACAAAUGUAUGAAGCUUUGUAUGAUUUGCAUCAUACAGAUGAAUGUUUUUAUGAGCUUCCAAAAAUUGCAGCUGAUAUGAUGCUUUCUGGGUACCCUAUUGAACUUAUGGAUGGGGAUGCUUGCUAUGUACCCUUAAAAUGGAUAAAAGCUGUGUUACAAGAAUUAAUUAAGAUUAUAGGAGACAAAAAGUUAUUUGUCCUUUCUGUACUCGGAGUCCAAAGUUCAGGAAAAUCAACUCUACUCAACACAAUGUUUGGCUUGCAGUUUGCCGUAAGUGCCGGGAGAUGUACCCGAGGAGCCUUCAUGCAACUUAUUGAACUUUUUGAUGACUUAAAAAUUGAACUUGGUUUUGACUACAUUCUGGUUGUUGAUACUGAAGGUUUGAGAGCAAUGGAGCUUUCAAGUCAAUCAACACUAAAUCAUGAUAAUGAAUUGGCAACUUUUGCCAUUGGGGUAGGCAACAUGACUUUGAUCAAUGUCUAUGGAGAAAACCCUGCUGAGAUUAAAGACAUUCUCCAAAUUGCUGUUCAGGCAUUUCUAAGGAUGAAGCAAGUGAAGCUGUCCUCCAGUUGCCUCUUUGUUCACCAAAAUGUAGGGGAUUUAACUGCUCUUGAUAAAAAUAUGGAAGGACGUAGAAAACUCCAGAAAGAACUGGAUAAAAUGACAGCUCUGGCAGCUGAACAUGAGCUAUGUAAUGUUCAGUGUUUCAGUGAAGUCAUCAGAUUUGAUCCAAAACAUCACAUUAAAUAUUUUGCUCAUUUGUGGGAGGGAAACCCACCCAUGGCCCCACCUAAUCCGCACUAUAGUGAGGAUACCCAGAAGGUGAAAGAUUCUAUACUUCAUCCUAGGAGAGGAGACCCUCACAGCAUUCUCACCAUUUCCAGAUUUAUAAUUCGUAUAGAGGACCUCUGGUCAGCAUUGCGAAAUGAGAACUUUGUUUUUAGUUUUAAAAACACCUUGGAAAUUUCUGUAUAUAGCAAAGUUGAAAACAAAUAUCGGCAGCUGACUUGGGAGCUGAGGCGCCACUUCCUUGAGCUCCAGGCCAAACUCAACAACAGAAUCAAGAAAGGUGACGUUACCUCUGUUAGCCAGAAGGACAUUGAGAUGGAGGUGAAAGAAAAGUUUGAAGCUGUCAAGGAGGACUUUGAAAGUUUUUUCAAUGAAGACAAAGACAAAGAGAUACUAAUUCAAUGGAAAGCCAACACUGAAAAUAGGUUAAACAGUCUGCAGAAUGAGCUUAUAGAAGAAACGAAAAGGCAAGGAACAGAACACAUAAGACUACUAAUGAGUCAGAACCAAGUGAAGCGGAGACAAACUGGAUAUGAAGUAGAAUUGUUUGGAAAAAGCAAACAGUUAGCACUUGACAUUAAAAAAGAGGGGUUACAGGAAUCUGAGCUGAGGGAUCAUUUCAAUCUCCUGUGGCAAGAGUGGGUUGCAGAGAUAACUAGGAAUGCACCACAUGCAGACGAACCAAACAUUAUCGCAGAUGCUGAGAACAUACUGUUAGACUAUUUCAAUUAUGAGCCUAGUAUGACUAACAAACUCACCAAUAGAAAUAAGUGGAUGCUAUUCUGUGUUGACUUAUCAAAGCAUGCUGCCGUACAUAAAGGUUUUUUUAGGUCCUAUCAUCUGAAUGAAUCUGAUAGGAUGCAUAUUCAAAAAGUUUUCAAUGACCUGGUCACGGAUAUAAGGGGUUACCUUGGGAAAAAGCAAAGAGAAAGGGGAGAUUAUAACCAAGCAUACUUUCAUUCAAUAAUCUAUGAUGUGACUGAUGACAUAAAUAAAAAAAAUUCUUCUAAGAUGUUCAAAAAGUUCACUUUGACCACGUUGUUCAAGUUCGAUGUAUCACUGUACCUCUUCGGCAUGGCAGUACCGAUCUUUCAAUCCAUGCAUAAGGCCUUCCGGAAUGCAAAUGAUCCUGUGCUAAAUCUUGAGAGCAAACGGGGAGAGUUUUAUAAUUGCUUCACAAUUGCUUGUCAGGGGGCCGCCUCGAUCAAAACAUUUGCUGACCUUCUAUGUUCAAAGCUGCUUGAAGCAAUACAUCCGGCAUUGUAUUCCAGAACAGCCCUGGCAAUUGUGGACGAGAUGACUUGCAAUUACCCAGCCUUCAGUGGUAAUCGUUCCAAGCUUGAAGCCUACAUUUUGAUUGACCUGGCCGAACAGGAAGACUUUGAACAAUACAGACAGUACCUUCAUUUCCCAGAAAAGUACUUCAGAACCUUUAUUGAGAAAUGUGUUGAGAAUUACUGCUUUGAUAAAGGCUCUCAUAAGCUGAAGGACUUCUUACAUAUUAGUCUAGAUCGUUUUCAGCAAAUGGUACUUUUAAGUAUAAGGGAAUCUACAAGAUUGUUAAAAAAUAAGAGCAGCAAUGUGUCCGAGUGGCUUGAUGACUUCUACAACAGAAUUGAAGAUCUUGUGACAUUUUCAAGAGCUGACCUGAAGGGCAUUGAGCAUCAGGAAAUUCAAGAUAUUGAGUUUAUUCAGGAAGCUAUGUGUACAGCUUGGGAUAGUGCCGUAGAAACUUUCAAAAAGAAUUUAGAAACAACCAAUGUUGACUGUUUUGAGAAGAAGCCUCAUGAAAUAUUGGCCAAACAGCUGUGCGGCUGCUGGGAGCAGUGUCCCUUCUGUGGGGCCAUUUGCACCAACACCAUACCUUGCCAUGACGGUGAUCACUCUGUUCCUUUCCACCGUCCUCAAGCUAUAACUGGUAUUCCAUGGCUACAUUCCGAUGAAUUUGUUCUUGACAUAUGUUCUAACCUUGUUAGCUCUAUGGAUUGCCUGGUUCUAGACAACAACACUCAAAUCCUUUAUAAACAUUACAGAAAAAUUGGACCAAAUUAUGCCAACUGGAGCAUCACGCCAGACUCAUCCUUUCAGCCCUACUGGAAGUGGUACGUGAGCCACUUUCGAAGAAACUUGGAAAAUGACUAUAUGUUAAAGUUUGAAAAAAGAGGAGAAAUUCCAGCUGAGUGGGAAAAAAUCACUAAAAAGGAGGUGAUCGCUAAGCUGAAAGAACAAGUUUAAUUGUACUUCUAAAGGCAUAAAUGUAAAAUUAAAUGGGAAGGGUUUAUAUAGACCUGACUUUCUCACUGCCGUUAAAAACCUGACAUAGUGAAUUGUUUUGAAUGAUUUUUUAUAAACUAUUGCUGUGGUCCAAAAGCAACAUUACAUGAAUUUGAGGAUAGGGGCGUAAUGACUAGUUGAGGAUGGGGGCAUCGGUGAUUUCUUAUCAGUUACUGCAAUCACGUAAAAAAAAGAAAACCUCUAACCCUCAAGUACUCCUGCAGGUUUUCUGGCUAUGGAACCAGGUGGGAUAAUUACUGACCCAAAACAAAUGAACUCCCCUGUGCACAAUUAAAGAAAUCCACAAUUUAUUACCUGUUGGGGACACUUGAUGACUAGAAUCGAGAACCCAACACUAUUGGGCACAUACUAAAUGGUAUACAUAUCCGUUAUUAUCUGAAAUUCCUCUUAAUUCCUUCAGGAAGAUAUGGGAACCAUUGACCUCACUUUAUCAUAUUCAAAUACCCUUUUGCUGAAUCAGAAUCAUCAGAAUCCACCCCCCCCCCCCACGCCAAAUAUGGUAUUUUAUCUCAUUUACCUGUCCCCUCCUCCCAUCCUCUUGCAUAUUCCACACAGCUAACACCUAUAUACUAGAUCUUCCCCUCCCUUUCCUCCGCUGUUGUAAAAGUACUUCAGUAUCUUUUUGUCGAUGUUUGGUAUUUUCUUCCCUAUUCAUUAUUCAUUCCGCUACUAUGUUUAUAUUGUCUGUGCCCAUUUUCUAUUUUUUGUUACUUAUCAUCCUUAGUCUUAAAAAAAAAAAAAAUUAAGUAAAAAAAAAAAAA